AUGCCUCGUCGUGUGUCCAACGCCCUUCUUAGCAGCUCACCUCCGACCCCCUGGCCGUCCUUUUCGCCGUCAGAAAAGGGCGGCAGCCUCGUCAACAAGACCUCUCAGAAAGCCAGCAAGAUCGCUCAAUUCUUUUCGACCUCACCUAAAACCAAAGAGGCUCAGUCUGCCGCGGCAGCGCUGCUGGCGGCGAGCAAAGCUCAAGAGCAGGCAUUCCUCGCUUCAGGGUCGCCACCUAUAAGCACACCUUCACUUUCAUUACCGAGCAUUUCCUUGUCAACGGCACGUGCGGAUUCAGCAAACAUGGACGAGCCUCCAACCACCCUUUUCCAACCGCCCUCCCCGGCCGAGGCGCGGAAGCUGCAACGCCAGCAUGCGCAAUUUGGCCCUCUGAAUUCACAGUCGCACAGAUAUACCAGUCGGCACCAGGGUGGCGAGUUUCCUGAACCCGUAAUGGACGAACCGCCCUAUUACUAUCUUUUGACCACCUACAUUUCUUAUUUGAUCCUCAUAAUAUUUGGGCACGUCAGAGACUUCUUCGGCAUGAAACUGAAGGAGGACGCCUACCGACACCUGAAAGCACGGAAUGGCUACGCCGCUUUGAAUAGUGACUUUGACAAUUUCUACGUUCGGCGAUUGAAGAUGCGCAUCAACGAUUGUUUCAACAGGCCUACUACCGGAGUCCCGGGUCGAUACAUCAAUCUGCUAGACCGCACCUCCGAUGACGGAAAUGUUCACUUCACCAUGACCGGUACGACUACGGAGACUUUGAACAUGAGUUCCUACAACUACCUUGGGUUUGCCCAAUCGGAAGGCCCUUGCGCCGACUCAGUUGAAGAAACAAUCAGGAAAUAUGGCCUGUCUACCUCCAGCUCCAGGAGCGAGGUGGGCACAUCUGAGCUCGCUGUGGAAUGUGAGGCCCUCAUUGCCGAGUUUGUGGGCAAGGAGUCGGCCAUGGUAUUCUCCAUGGGUUUCGGCACGAAUGCCUCCAUUUUCCCUGCGCUGGUUGGCAAAGGCGACUUGAUCAUUUCCGACGAACUCAAUCACGCGUCAAUCCGUUUCGGGUCGAGACUUUCGGGCGCCAUGAUCGCAUCGUUCAAACACAAUGAUAUGGCGGAUCUUGAGGACAAGCUCCGGGAUGCUAUCUCCCAAGGACAGCCUCGCACCCACCGACCCUGGAAGAAAAUCCUUGUCGUGGUCGAAGGCCUGUAUUCUAUGGAAGGGACUAUGUGCAACUUGCCGGGCCUCAUCAGAUUGAAGAGAAGAUACAAGUUUAACCUCUUUGUCGAUGAAGCUCACUCGGUCGGCGCUCUCGGGCCACGCGGAAGAGGUGUGUGCGACUACUUUGGAAUUGACCCCGCAGAGGUCGAUAUCCUCAUGGGAACGCUCACCAAAUCCUUCGGUGCUAACGGCGGAUACGUCGCUGGUGACAAGGCCGCUGUCGACAAACUGCGACUGAGCAAUGCCGGCACUGUUUAUGGCGAAGCCCCCGGUCCUGCAGUCCUUGCCCAGAUUAUCGCUGCCUUGAAACUUAUCAAUGGCGAUCUGAACCCAGGCCAAGGCGAAGAGCGGUUGCAAAGAAUUGCAUUCAACUCCCGGUAUCUCCGACUUGGCCUUAAGCGCCUAGGCUUUAUUGUGUACGGUCACGACGAUUCACCUAUCAUUCCGCUCAUGCUUUACAAUCCUGCCAAGAUGCCUGCCUUCUCGCAUGAGAUGCUCAAGCGUAAGAUCUCGGUGGUCGUUGUGGGAUAUCCCGCUACGCCAUUGAUCUCCUCUCGAGCACGUUUCUGCGUCUCAGCCGCUCACAACAAGGGGGAUCUCGAUCGCUUCUUAUCGGCCUGUGAUGAAAUCGGCAACGUCUUGCAGCUCAAGUUCGCGAGUGGCAUCGCUGGCGGUGCCCCUCCACUGCCGGACGGUGUGACCUGGGAGAUGGAGCAGAGCCGCAAGCGGUUGGAAAAGCAUGACAAAGUGGCGAAGUCACUGGUCCUCCAACCGCGGUGGAGCUUGGACGAAGUCAUCAAGCGUGGUGUCCAGGAUGUGAAGGUGCCGUUGCGAUGA
Molecule: messenger RNA, 2058 nt
Organism: Cladophialophora yegresii CBS 114405
Lineage: Eukaryota; Fungi; Ascomycota; Eurotiomycetes; Chaetothyriales; Herpotrichiellaceae
Product: serine palmitoyltransferase
Exons: 1
Coding region: 1-2058 (685 amino acids)
Biological process (GO): ceramide biosynthetic process; sphingosine biosynthetic process
Cellular component (GO): serine palmitoyltransferase complex
Molecular function (GO): serine C-palmitoyltransferase activity; pyridoxal phosphate binding
Source: RefSeq, a predicted model, not a curated record